Molecule: messenger RNA, 871 nt
Organism: Perca flavescens (yellow perch)
Lineage: Eukaryota; Metazoa; Chordata; Actinopteri; Perciformes; Percidae
Product: P2Y purinoceptor 1-like
Exons: 2
Coding region: 36-740 (234 amino acids)
Biological process (GO): G protein-coupled receptor signaling pathway
Cellular component (GO): membrane
Molecular function (GO): neuropeptide receptor activity
Source: RefSeq, a predicted model, not a curated record
CCCACAGAGGAACUCAUUUCUUUUCAGAAGACAGAAUGAAUAAAUCCUCCUGUACUCGCGUCAGCUUUGACUUUGAACACAGAUUCUUGCCUCCUGUCUUCAUCUUAGUCUUCAUCAUCGGUCUGCUAGCUAAUGGAUGGGGAUUGAAGUCUUUGCUGCAGAAUUGGAAGAAACUGGGUAUCGUUAAUGUGUUUGUUCUCAACCUCGGACUUGCUGAUAUUCUUUACCUGCUCACACUCCCCUUUUUGGUGGUGUACUACUUUAUGAAGAGCAAGUGGAUCUUUGGAGACACAUUCUGCAAGAUAACACGAUUCUGCUUCAACCUGAAUUUAUAUGGCAGCAUUGGGUUCCUUACAUGUAUAAGCAUGUACAGGUACCUGGUUAUUGUCCAUCCAGUGAGAGUGAUGGGAAGAAUAACUGUCACUCACUCUGUGGGGAUCUCAGUCAUGGUUUGGUUCUUGAACCUCAACCUCUGGUCCAGAGUUCUGCAAAAACAGAAGAUAUGCCCUGAAUGGUCUAAUGGAGUCUACAUUGCUCAUCAGAUAAGUCGUGGCCUUGUGUGUCUGAACAGUGCUCUCAACCCUCUGGUUUACCUCCAUGGAAAUGAAGAUAUUCCUGCUCAGCUCAGACAGCUGCUCCAGCAAGCUCGUCGGAUGUCCAGCCGGUUGUUUCUGUCAAACUCCAGCUCUGUGCCUGUGGCUCAAACUGCAGAUGAAGUUCAACAAGAGUUAGGAUUUUAACAUGAACUGUUAUAGUAAUAAAUCUAUAGCUAUCAUCACAACUAGUAAUGUGAAUUGAUUAUAGAAGUGUUGAAAUUAAUCAAAUAAUCGAUGCAUCGAAUCGUGGACAUGGACGAUGCUGAAUCGAUAAU